CGGAAUUCAUGUUGAGAUUUCAAACCGUCAAGCUUGCUUUUUCCUAUCCCUAUAUUAAAGCGAUAUGUGGUGACUUGAAAGAUGUACACUCACAAGCUUUCCUGUUAUUGAUGAAUAACUGCUAUGAUUGUUGCGCGUGUAAGACUACAGACAUGGAGACAAAGUUGUUUUCAAAGUAUCUCGCACGUGUAGAGUUCUCAUCAGACGCUCUCCUUAACUUCAACUCAGAGCUCUAACUAAUAAAGAUUUGCAGUAUCAAGAUUUACGAUAAAUUUUUACAUUAACUUCAAUAAUUUAUGGAGAAGUUUGUUGUAUCUGCUCCUGCAAAAGCUAUAUUAUUUGGUGAGCAUGCUGUUGUAUACGGUUAUCCAGCUAUCGCUACUACAAUUGAACUACGUUGUUAUUUUACAGUUACUAUUAUGAAGGAGGCUUGUGAAGAUAUUAUUUUAUAUUUUAAAGAUUUAUCAGAAAACAGCAUUCAUAUUCCAUUCAAAAUGUUUCAUUCUAUUUCAAAUAAACAAUCUGUUUUGGAAUAUGCAUGGAAAUUAGUAUCAGAGCUUUUCGAUUGUGCUUAUCAUGACUGUCCUCAAAAUUCCCCUAUCAUUGUUAGUACAUGUGUCAUGAUAUAUCUAUUUAUUCGUGCUAUACAACUGCGAAGUACUGAACGUAACAAUCAACAAUUUCCACUCUUUGAUGGGAAAAAAACUAUAUGUAUAGAAAUUCACUCAGAAAUUCCUAGAGAAUGUGGUAUAGGAUCUUCGGGUGCAUUUUCAGUUGCUGCUACUACUACCAUACUGUUACUAACCGGCUAUUAUCCACUUGUACAAGUUUGGGACAUUGAUAAGUCUCAACGUAAGUUAAUAUCUUCCUUGGCCAGAGACGCCGAAUGCAUUAUUCAUGGAAAAUCUUCAGGUUUAGAUAGUACGAUAUGUACAUAUGGGGGUACUAUGGUUUUUUGGAAAGAUCAACUUCCUUUAUUUCAAGAAAUCAAUAUCCCAAAUCGUGAUUCUGUAAAAUUACUCAUAGUAAAUACUAACAUUACUCGUUCCACAUCUGUCGCUGUACAAAAGGUUUAUGACAAGUGGAAGGAAGAUAAAACGUAUGUAAAUUCCAUUUUCAAAGAGAUAGGUAUUAUUGUGGAUGAAGUAAUUGACAUUUUGAAUCAGAAACAUAGCUGGGAAAGUGAUCAAUCUCUUACUCCUCAUAUUUAUAGAAAUCAGCACUUGCUUCAAGAAUUAGGAGUGUCGCAUUCAGUCUCAAAUGAAGUAAUUGAAGAAUUAAAACAAGUUGGUAUUCCGGCGAAAGUCACUGGAGCAGGCCUCGGAGGUUGUGUAGUUGGAUUUAUUCCAGGAGUAGAGCACGACAACUCAAAACUCGAUGAUCUUAUCAGUAGUUUGCAGAAGCGCUCUUUAUGGGCCAAAGUUACUUCUGUUGAAGCUACUGGUGUAAAAUACAAUUCCUAUUUUAUAUAAA
Messenger RNA from Schistosoma turkestanicum, 1473 nucleotides. Lineage: Eukaryota; Metazoa; Platyhelminthes; Trematoda; Strigeidida; Schistosomatidae. The record is from the annotation of a GenBank genome assembly.